AUGAAAACACAUACGCAAAGGAAGUGCCACCGCGUGCCGCUUCCCGCCUCCUCUUUUGUGUAUUUUGUCGGCGCAGAAAAUCUCAACUUCAUUCCGCAACACCCCAAAAGAAUUUUUAAAAAAAGAAAGACCCACGCGUUCGGGAGAUGCGUUAAUCGCGUCCCGGUCGCAUGGCACGCUGUUGUCGGGGGGGUUUUUUUGCUGUGUUUUGUUUUUGUUUUUCCACCGAAGGCAACGUACACGAAUGGCGCCGUACUAUGCGAGACCCCCGAAGAGGGUAAUGCGCAUGGCUUACGGAUUUGUUUUUGCCCUUUGCUUUACACUACUCUCUUCUUGCAGAACUUGACGCUUUGUGAUAUAUAUAGUAUUUUCGUCGUCAUCUUUCUCUCCCUUUUUUUUCCCCCAGUUUCGGCUCUGACCUCACUGCGUGUUGUUCGCUUCAGCGAGUCAAGGUGUGCGGGUGUCCGAUUGGGAUCAAGAACGUACACCCGGCACAUACAAUGA
Molecule: messenger RNA, 504 nt
Organism: Leptomonas pyrrhocoris
Lineage: Eukaryota; Euglenozoa; Kinetoplastea; Trypanosomatida; Trypanosomatidae
Exons: 1
Coding region: 1-504 (167 amino acids)
Source: RefSeq, a predicted model, not a curated record